AUGUCUACCUGCGGUACUGCCGCAAAAUACGACGGCAAGAUCGGGAUACGGAUAUCGGCUAUCUUCGUUAUCUUUGCAGGCUCUCUACUAGGUGCCUGGUUUCCUGUAUUCGCCUCAAGACACAAGGGCGCUGGGCUGCCGUCAUGGGCGCAUUUUGUAGCGAAGUACUUUGGAAGCGGGGUCAUUGUGGCUACGGCCUUCAUACACUUGCUCGCACCCGCCAGUGAAGCGCUCAGAGACCCAUGCUUAACUGGGGUCAUUACGGAAUAUCCGUGGGUGGAAGGGAUUUGUCUCAUGUCCAUCUUUGCCCUAUUUUUCGUGGAGCUCAUGAUCAUGAGGUACGCCAAAUUCGAAACCGGCCAUGGCCAUGGACAUGGGGCGCACCUGGAGCCAGCUUCGCACUCCCACGGACAGCCGACCCCAGAUGAGAAGACGAUCCAUAGUACGGAGUCUGGCAUAGCGCUGCAGGAUACGGGCAGCGGAAGCUCUCCGCCCGUGGAGCCGGACAUUGAAAGCCAACACCGCCAGACCGAACACCACGCCCUGCCCACCGCGGAACCCUACGCAGCGCAGUUAACAGGCGUCUUCAUCCUCGAAUUCGGGGUGGUCUUCCACUCGAUCUUCCUCGGUCUCACGCUCGCAGCUGCCGGCAAGGAGUUCUACACCCUCUACGUGGUCCUCAGCUUCCACCAGACCUUCGAGGGCAUUGCAUUGGGAAGCCGACUCGCCAGUAUCCCGUGGCCGAAGUCGCGGCGAUGGACGCCAUACAUGUUGGCUGUGGGCUACGCAGUCUCAACGCCCAUCGCCCUGGCCAUUGGCCUUGGAGUCCGCGAGACGCUGGAUACGGGUAGCCAGAGCGGGCUCAUCACCAAUGGGGUGUUCGACUCCAUUGCGGCUGGUAUUUUGAUCUACACCGGUUUGAUCGAGCUGAUGGCGCAUGAUUUCCUGUUCUCAGAACACAUGCAGUGCGCGCCAGUAAGAAAACUGCUUGGUGCUUUCGGCACGAUGUGUUGCGGAGCCUUCCUGAUGGCCUUGCUGGGAAAGUGGGCGUGA
Molecule: messenger RNA, 1053 nt
Organism: Saxophila tyrrhenica
Lineage: Eukaryota; Fungi; Ascomycota; Dothideomycetes; Mycosphaerellales; Extremaceae
Gene: ZRT2
Product: low-affinity Zn(2+) transporter zrt2
Exons: 2
Coding region: 1-1053 (350 amino acids)
Biological process (GO): zinc ion import across plasma membrane
Cellular component (GO): plasma membrane
Molecular function (GO): low-affinity zinc ion transmembrane transporter activity
Source: RefSeq, a predicted model, not a curated record